AUGAGUCCUAAAGUACCAAGCAAAGAGACGAAAAAUGAAGGAUAUAUAGCUAAUUUGAUUAAUUUCGAUGUAAAAAAUGCAAGUUGUCCUCUUAAACAAAGUGUACCAGUUAAAAGAAUUGGAGGUAUUUUCCUAUCUGCUCAUGGUGUUAAAGUUGAAAUUCCACCAUAUGCAUCCACUGGACGUAAUGAACGAAUUAUCUGCGCAGCAUUUCCAAGUACAGCCAGAGGAGCUAUAGGACCAUGGUUAGGUCCAGACAUGCGAAUGGCAAGUGAUGUGCAUAUGUUGUAUUCGCCAGUCAAGUUCAAAAUGCCAGUUGCUGUAUUUAUUCCUUUCUCUUUUGCUGCUGCUCGUGAAAUGUAUCAUCCAUCUGGAUCCAUUAGUGUACCAUUUGAAUACACAAAAACACUUGAUUCUAAAAUUUCAAUAUUUGACGGCAUUCAAUCAAGUAAAAAUUCGGCUAAACUAAAAGGGAAAUCAUCAUACUCAAUGCAUUUUGGAGAUGAUCUUUCAAAUGCACCCAGUUUAAUUGAUGCUAGAAGUGUUUCUCUACUACAAUGCCAUCUUGGAGAUGAUAGUUGGCAUGUAGUGAACAAGUUUACGAUUGUUCAGCCAACAAUUCCUUUUGUUGACUGGCCAUUAGAAGCUAGCAAAUUAACAUCACAAACAAGUCGAUGGUCACCAAAUACUGCUUCUUCAUGGGAUUUCUCUUCUCUUUCAAUGGAUUCGGGUAAAUCAACAAUGAAGAAAAGUAAUUUGAAGAGUGCUAAAAGUCAACAAAAUUAUCAUCAAUCAAAUGAUGACAAUCCACCAUAUGAUUUUAUGAAUAAAAUUGAAAAUUAUUGUGGUGGUGUUUUUAUUCACACAGAUGAAUUAAAUCAUUGUUAUGUGUUGGUGAAUUCAACCAAGGCAGAACAAUUUUGUAUAAAUCGUACUGGUGGAUUAUUUUUGUCUCCAUUACUUGAUCCAUUCUUAUCUGUACGUAUACCGAAAUGCGUCUGUCCUACUUCUGAACAAACUAUUUUCAAAAAAAUAGAAAUAAGAAAUAAUUUGUUAAAUUCAGCUUGUCAAUUCGAUUCACAACUCAAUGAAAUUGAAGGUUGUUCGGAUAUUUUUGAAUUUGAACUACGUAAUGUAGUAUUGAAAAGACCAGCAACAAUUCACUUACCAUUACCACAAUGGUAUAUUGAUAAAUGUAAUAAUAAAUCAUUAAGUUCUUCAGAACGAACUGGUAUCAUUGUGAAUGGUGGUGAAAUGGAUAGUUUACCAGUUACAGCUAUCAAUCAUAUAGAAAAUACAAGUAAAGCUUUAUCUACAGUGGAUAGAUUGACUGUUCUAUUUCAGCCAUCUGGAUAUAUUAAAAAAAUUGUUUGGCAAAAUGCUAAUGUUAAAGAAAUAAAUGAAGAUGAAAUAUUUAAAACAAAAUCAUUUGACAAUAUGGAUUGUAUGGAAUCUGGAAAUUCUUUAAAUUUUAAAAUAGAUAAUAUUUUUAUUCAGUUAGGAUGGUCAGAUUUGUUAGUUGGUAUAAGAGGUGGAUUAUGGCAUACAAUGAAACAGUCAGUUUAUUAUACUAAAAGAACAAUAUCAUUUGAUACAACAACUUUAGGAAAAUUUGUGCUAAUCGGAGCGCCGACUUCACAGUACAGAACAAAUGAUAAAUUGGAGCAUUUAAUGACACACAUUGAAUCAUUAGCGUAUGCUCCACCUGGUGCAAUGCUAAUUUGCCUACAAGUAACUGAAGAUAGUUGGCGAAUUAUGGCUAACGUUUAUCCUGAAACAGUAUUAAAUGAAGUUAUUGAAAAACUGAUUUCGGUUGGCUUUAUUCCACUUGUUCAAUAA
Messenger RNA from Schistosoma turkestanicum, 1839 nucleotides. Lineage: Eukaryota; Metazoa; Platyhelminthes; Trematoda; Strigeidida; Schistosomatidae. The record is from the annotation of a GenBank genome assembly.